Messenger RNA from Lampris incognitus (smalleye Pacific opah), 4491 nucleotides. RefSeq names its product lysine acetyltransferase 14 (gene kat14). Gene Ontology annotation, molecular function: acyltransferase activity, transferring groups other than amino-acyl groups. NCBI's taxonomy places the organism in Eukaryota, Metazoa, Chordata, Actinopteri, Lampriformes, Lampridae. The coding region runs from base 1 to 2385 and encodes 794 amino acids. The transcript is spliced from 10 exons. The record is from RefSeq and is a predicted model, not a curated record.
AUGGACAGCAGCAGUGAUCAGUUGGGUGUGGCUGAGGAUGAGGCGGUGUGCACGUCAGCCUCAGAGGGCUUGGAGGAAGGCGAGGUUGAGGGGGAGACACUGCUCAUCGUGGAGUCGGAGGACCAGGGUUCAGUUGAUCUCUCCCACGACCAGAGUGGCGACUCACUCAACAGUGACCUUGGGGAAGAGGGCGAAAUUGCGUGGGCCUGUCAGGACAUGGCCUUCUACUGUGACAAGUGUCACAAGUGGAUUCCUGCUGCUCAGCUACAUGGACAGCAGCCCAGUUACCUGAAAGGAGACAACUUCUUCAAGUUCACUUGUUAUGACUGUUCUGAAGACGGGAAGGAAACGUUUGAGAGGAUGAGGCUGACAUGGCAGCAGGUUGUGAUGUUGGCAAUGUAUAAUCUCUCCCUGGAAGGAACUGGCCGCCAAGGUUACUUCAGAUGGAAGGAGGACAUCUGUGCCUUCAUCGGCAGGCACUGGACCUUCCUACUGGGAACCAGGAAGAAGACAUCCACCUGGUGGAGUACUGUAGCAGGCUGUCUGUCUGUGGGAAGUCCCACCUUCUUCCGCUCUGGAGCCCAAGAGUUUGGAGAACCUGGCUGGUGGAAGCUGGUCCAGAACCGGCCUCCCACACUCCGCCCUGAGGUGGACAAAACCACUGUCAAGACCAAAGCCUGUAAGCCGCCGGUGGAGCCCAUCAUCACAGUGGAAGGUCUGAGGAAGCGUGGAGGUCGUAACCCCGUGGAGAACGCUAUGCAGCUGAAGGAGAAACGCUCGCGUACCCAGGAGGCCAAGGACAUCCGGCGGGCGCAGAAGGAGGCGGCAGGGGGAGGCUAUACGGACCGCAGUGCGUCCUCCACACCCGUCAAACUGGGGCGUGGAGGUACGGGCCGACGGCCUGACCUGAUCCUGGAGAAGGGGGAGGUCAUUGAUUUCUCCUCCCUGAGCUCCUCGGACAGAACCCCCCUCACCAGCCCCUCCCCCUCUCCUUCACCCGAUUUUUCCGCCCCUGGCACCCCUGCCUCCCAUUCUGCAACACCCAGCCUCCUGUCAGAGGCGGACCUCAUCCCCGACGCCAUGCCUCCCCAGGCGCUGUUCCACGAUGAUGAGGAGUUGGAGGCCGAAGGAGUGAUUGACCCGGGGAUGGAGUACAUCCCAGCCCCCAGUGCCUCGCUAGGAUCCGCCAACAUGGUGGUCAGGAAAAAGCUCCGCACCCCCACUCCACACAUCAAAUGUGAAGUAGAGAGCGAAGAGGAUGAAGGGCAUGAGCGGUAUGAAGACUCAGAGGACCUUCAUGGGAGGACUGAAGUUGCUCCUCUCUCUACUGGGGGGUGCAGGGGUGUCUCAGGAGGGGUAGAGAGGAGAAGGGGUCAUCCAGAUAAAGGAGAGAGGCUGAGAGCCACGGCCCCAAGCCGUCCCUGUUUUGUUCCACUGAGUCUGUACGAGGAACGCAUGUUACUACGACGGCUAGACGCCUGUCCACUGGCCUUAGCCGUCACGCCGCAGGCUAAGCGACUCCACAGGAAGCUGUUGGUCCGACAGGCCAAGAGACAAAGAGGGCUCCCUCUACUGGACAUUGACAGUGCUGUCAGUGCCACCCUCAGCCUGGUAGGUGGGAUUUACAGAGCCCAGGAAGGUGGGGCCUCAGGGGGAGUGACAGCCAGUAAAUACAACAGCCAAGACCUCCGCAUACUGGACCGCUUCCAGACCUCAAUUCCUACCAGCAGGAGGCCUCAGCUCUCCUCUGUGUCCUUCUAUCAGCGUCUGAUGGGAACAGAUGGCAGUGUGGAACAACUAAUCAGGAGUCCCUAUACCUCCCGGGCUCUCAAACCCUUCAUCAGGAGGGACUUUGAGAACCGGCCCCUCAGGCUCCGGCUGCUGGCGGAGAUCAGAGCGCACCCCCACAGGAAAGACCCCGACUGGAUCCCUGAGCCAGAGGCCCCCAUCGACUACUGCUACGUGCGGCCUAACCAUAUUCCCUCUGUCAAUGCAAUGUGCCACGAUGGCUUCUGGCCAGGAGUAGACUUAUCAGAGUGCCUACAGUACCCAGACUUCAGUGUGGUGGCGCUCUAUAAGAAGGUUGUGAUUGGUUUUGGCUUCAUGGUGCCGGAUGUGAAGUACAAUGAGGCCUACAUCUCCUUCCUGCUGGUUCACCCUGAAUGGAGAAGAGCAGGAAUCGCCACCUUCAUGAUCUACCACCUCAUCCAGACGUGUAUGGGGAAGGAUGUCACCCUCCAUGUGUCUGCCAGUAACCCUGCCAUGCUGCUCUACCAGAAGUUUGGCUUCAAGACGGAGGAAUACAUCCUGGACUUCUACGAUAAGUACUAUCCUCUGGACAGCAAGGAGUGUCGCCACGCCUUCUUCCUGAGACUACGCCGCUGAUGCACAGGAAACGGAACCCCUUUAAAUGCCUGUUAAAGCCACGGGGUGAGACCGGUGCAGUUCCCUUCAGUCAUGAUUAAAAAGGGAAGUCCAUGACCUGACUACCAUCUGGUCCCCAGUGUUGUCUCAGAGGAAGCUCUUCUUUCUCUGCUCCUCCAACCUUUCUUUAGAUGGUGGACUGAACACCGAGUUCACCGGGCUCACAUUCAUAGAGUCACACACAUUCAUAGAGACACACAUUCAUAGAGUCACACACAUUCAUACAUUACCACACAUUCAUAGAGUCACACAUUCAUACAUUCACACACAUUCAUAGAGUUACACAUUCAUAGAGUCUCACAAAUUCAUACAUUCACACACAGAGUCACACAUUUAUACAAUCACACACAUUUAUACAUUCACACACAGACAUUCAUGGGAGCUAUCCAGUAAAACCAGUCUUCUACUGUACAACAACAGCCUGCUGGAAAAAGAGCCUUGCUCAAUGGCAGCUUGACAUGGUUUUCCGGGAAAUGUCAUUGUUCCAGGUUUUCAUGUCGGUUCUGGAGAAUCGUGAAUUAAAUCUCUCAAACCAGUUAUCAUAAACAGCCUGAGAAACCAGUUAUCAUAAACAACCUGAGAAACCAGUUAUCAUAAACAGCCCGAGAAACCAGUUAUCAUAAACAGCCUGAGAAACCAGUUAUGAUAAACAGCCCGAGAAACCAGUCAUCAUAAACAGCCUGAGAAACCAGUUAUCAUAAACAACCUGAGAAACCAGUUAUCAUAAACAGCCCGGGAAACCAGUUAUCAUAAACAGCCCGAGAAACCAGUUAUCAUAAACAGCCCGAGAAACCAGUUAUCAUAAACAGCCUGAGAAACCAGUUAUCAUAAACAGCCUGAGAAACCAGUUAUCAUAAACAGCCUGAGAAACCAGUCAUCAUAAACAGCCCGAGAAACCAGUUAUCAUAAACAGCCUGAGAAACCAGUUAUCAUAAACAGCCUGAGAAAAGACAGCUGCCUGGUCUGAACAAGGUCAUGAGUAUCAGUCAGUGGGAUGUGUCUGUAGUCAGUGGGAUGUGUCUGUAGUCAGUAGGAGGUGUCUGUAGUCAGUGGGAUGUGUCUGUAGUCAGUAGGAGGUGUCUGUAGUCAGUGGGAUGUGUCUGUAGUCAGUGGGAUGUGUCUGUAGUCAGUAGGAGGUGUCUGUAGUCAGUGGGAUGUGUCUGUAGUCAGUAGGAGGUGUCUGUAGUCAGUAGGAGGUGUCUGUAGUCAGUGGGAUGUGUCUGUAGUCAGUGGGAUGUGUCUGUAGUCAGUAGGAGGUGUCUGUAGUCGGUGGGAUGUGUCUGUAGUCAGUGGGAUGUGUCUGUAGUAAGUGGGAUGUGUCUGUAGUCAGUAGGAGGUGUCUGUAGUCAGUGGGAUGUGUCUGUAGUCAGUAGGACGUGUCUGUAGUCAGCAGGAUGUGUCUGUAGUCAGUAGGAGGUGUCUGUAGUCAGUGGGAUGUGUCUAGUCAGUAGGACGUGUCUGUAGUCAGUAGGAUGUGUCUGUAGUCAGUAGGAGGUGUCUGUAGUCAGUGGGAUGUGUCUGUAGUCAGUAGGACGUGUCUGUAGUCAGUGGGAUGUGUCUGUAGUCAGUAGGAUGUGUCUGUAGUCAGUGGGAUGUGUCUGUAGUCAGUAAGACGUGUCUGUAGUCAGUGGGAUGUGUCUGUAGUCAGUAGUAUGUGUCUGUAGUCAGUAGGACGUGUCUGUAGUCAGUAGGAUGUGUCUGUAGUCAGUAGGAGGUGUCUGUAGUCAGUGGGAUGUGUCUGUAGUCAGUAGGAGGUGUCUGUAGUCAGUGGGAUGUGUCUGUAGUCAGUAGGACGUGUCUGUAGUCAGUGGGAUGUGUCUGUAGUCAGUAGGACGUGUCUGUAGUCAGUAGGAUGUGUCUGUAGUCAGUAGGAGGUGUCUGUAGUCAGUGGGAUGUGUCUGUAGUCAGUAGGAGGUGUCUGUAGUCAGUGGGAUGUGUCUGUAGUCAGUAGGAGGUGUCUGUAGUCAGUAGGAGGUGUCUGUAGUCAGUAGGACGUGUCUGUAGUCAGUAGGAUGUGUCUGUAGUCAGUAGUAUGUGUCUGUAGUCAGUAGGAUGUGUCUGUAGUCA